Messenger RNA from Thermothelomyces thermophilus ATCC 42464, 2334 nucleotides. RefSeq lists its product as uncharacterized. The coding region runs from base 276 to 1970 and encodes 564 amino acids. The transcript is spliced from 4 exons. Lineage: Eukaryota; Fungi; Ascomycota; Sordariomycetes; Sordariales; Chaetomiaceae. The record is from RefSeq and is a predicted model, not a curated record. Gene Ontology annotation, molecular function: dipeptidyl-peptidase activity.
AUUACACUGUCACUUUUAUACGUCUUAGUGCUGGGAUGCUGCAAGUUCAAUUUUUCGGGGUAUCUAUCCCGGUUAGUUUCGGGAGAGGCUCCUGCAGCCAGAGUGCUUCCUCUCUCUCCUGGUCUUUUCAGACAUCCGUGGGGCUUAGCAUGUGGCCUGCCAGCUUUCUCUAGAACACGGGCAUCCGACUUCCUCCCAUCUUCUGCAUUCAUUGGACAUGUCGGAUCCUAAGCGCACAGCAGUAUUGUUCGCACUCUCCAACUGGAACAGACGCAAUGCCUAAUAAAUUCCAGGACCUCCAUACUGUUGAUGAUGUCAGUUAUCCCUACGUCUUUGAGCAGAAUGCUACGGUCAACCUCAAGUCCGGCGGUGUAGUCCGCUGCAAUAUAUAUCGGCCCAUGAAGGGCGGUCCUGUCCCGGUUUUGGUCACCUACGGUCCGUACGGCAAGGAUAUUCACUACAAGGACUUCAGCUCGAAAUACUCCGAAGUGAAUCCUCGUCAUAAGUCCGCCCAUUCCGCCUGGGAGACGCCCGAUCCCGGCUUCUGGACCGAGCAUGGCCUCGCCGUGGUACGCGCGGACGAGGUGGGCCUGGGCCAGUCUCCCGGGAUGCUUGACACUAUGUCGCGGGCGACUACGGACGCAUUCGUUGACGUUGUCGAGUGGGCCGCUGAGCAGCCGUGGUCUUCAGGCAAGAUUGGCCUCUUGGGCGUUAGCUACUACGCUGGAAGCCAAUGGCGCGUAGCUGCCCGGAAACCUAAGGGACUCGCGGCAAUCAUCCCGUGGGAGGGAAUGUCUGACUACUAUCGAGAUCGGUGCCGCCACGGCGGAAUCCUGUCCAACGGUUUUAUCAAAUUCUGGUGGGAUAGGCAGGUCGUCACAAACCAAUAUGGCCGCCCAGGCAGGGCCGCUUCAAACUGGGGGCCGGAUACGAUUGAAGGGGACCUCUCAGAAGAAGAGCUCGCCGCCAAUCGCCGAGAUCAGACUAUCGACAACCGGAAGCACCGAUUCCGCGACGAACCAUACUACGCGUCCAAGGAGUACGACAUGGGUGACAUCGAAGUGCCCCUACUCUCUGUGGGCAACUGGGGUGGCAUCCUGCUCCACCUCCGGGGCAACGUCGAGGGCUUUGUCCACGCCAGCUCCGAGUUCAAGUACCUCCGCAUGAUCACCGGCCGACACGACCUCCCUUUCUACUAUGACGAAGAGGUCGAGGUGCAGCGCAGCUUUCUCGACGCCUUCCUCAGGGCCGAGGACCGUGUCGGCUGGUCGCAGCCCGGCACGGUCCGCCCCGUGAGUCUGGUCCUCCGCAAAGGCAACGUCGGCUUCAACAACCCCGAAGCAGAGAAGGCCUACCAGCGCCGCGAGGAGAACGAAUGGCCCAUCGCGCGCACCCGGUACACCCGCUACCACCUCACCCCGGAUCUCACCAUGCACGCCGACCCGGCCGGCACCAUGCCCAAGAGGAACAAGCUGACCUACCACGCGCUGGGCACGAUCGAAAACCCGCACUUUCUCCAGUUUGUGACACCUCCGUUCGAGCGCGAGACGGAGAUCACGGGCCACGUCGUGGCGCAUCUCAACGUGUCGGCCUCGCCCGACCCGUCCUGCCCCACCGUUCCCUCGGACAUCGACCUGUUCCUGACGCUGCGCCACCUCGGCGCGGACGGUAACGGGAUCUUGUACACAGGCACGGCGGGCGACCCCGUGCCGCUGACCAAGGGCUGGCUGCGGACGUCGCUGCGGCGGGUCAACGCGGCGCACCCCAGGCACCGCGACUGGCUCCCCCACCGGGACUACACCAGCCGCGACGUGCUGAGCGUCAUACCCGGCGAGGUCUACGCGGUGGACGUGGAGGUGUGGCCGACGAACGUUGUCGUCGAGGGCGGAGGCCGGUUGGUGCUGGAGGUCAGCUCCGGGGACACGCAGGGGAGCGGCAUCUUCUUGCACGAUGAUCCCGUGGAUCGGUAAGAUCUCUCUUGUUGAAUGGGAUUUCCUUAGUUCGUACUUCUUUGUGACAGAGAUUUCGGAAUGCUGACGUGUUUGCAUCGACAGGUCACCCGAGGUAUUCCAGGGGUUUAACCACAUCCAUUUCGGGCCGCAGUUUGAGAAUUAUGUCACCCUCCCGAUCAUACCUCCCAGGGAAGAUUGAUGGGCGUAGUAAAAGUGAAGAUGGGAGGUAAAUUCGGUGUCGUGGGGUUUUAGCUGUCGUGGGGUUUUAGCUGUCAACAAAGCUGAGGCAACGUUGUAUGGGACUCGGUUUGAGCUAGAGACUUAAAGCAGAAGUAGUGCUAUUGUCAUGAUAAUACUAUUAACCUUUGAAUUUCUAUUGUCA